Molecule: messenger RNA, 8196 nt
Organism: Microcebus murinus (gray mouse lemur)
Lineage: Eukaryota; Metazoa; Chordata; Mammalia; Primates; Cheirogaleidae
Gene: HEG1
Product: heart development protein with EGF like domains 1
Biological process (GO): heart development
Molecular function (GO): calcium ion binding
Source: RefSeq, a predicted model, not a curated record
AUGGCCUCGCCGCGCGCCUCGCGGGUGCCGCCGCCGCUCCUGCUGCUGCUGCUGCCGCUGCUGCUGCCGCCGCCGGCGGCCCCGGACGCAGGGCCAGCCGCCCUCCCGAGCCCCCGCGCGCCUCGCCCGGCGCCCUCGCCGCGCGGGCCGGCGCCGCUGCCUGAGCGCGGCCCGGAGCGCGAGCCCAGCGCCGCCGCACCGGAGCGCCGCGGGCCCGCGACCCCCGGCCCCAGCCAGACGGCCCCCGGGCCGGGCGCCGCGACACGGUGGGGACCCUCGGGCCCCGCAGCUCAAGGCGGGAGCGCGGCCACCAUAAGGAACCAUUGGCCAGAAAACAACACUGAACCCCGCACAGAAAACAUCACCUCCUAUCAGAAUCAAAAGGACUCUUCGACAGUGGCCUCUAAAGAGGGUGUGAUGGUUCAGACCUCUAGAAAGAACCAUGCUUCUUCGGAUGCCCCAGAAAACCUCACUCUACGAACUGAAACAGCAGAUGCUGGAGGAAGAAAUGACUCUUCAAGUAGAAUAAACUUCACCAUUUCACCUGUUGGGCGCUUGCUUGAGAGGGCAACGGCCCUGACUUCCCAGAGCAACACCUUGGGCUUGGAAAGGCAUCACCUGCUGGCCGGUAGCUCAGGGUCCAAAGGAAGAACUGCUCCUUUUCACACGAAGAGUGGACCAUCCCAGGGCUCACUGGAGAGGGGGACAGGGCUCUCAGAAGAAGUCACUGUGCACACCCAAGUGGCUACAACCUCAGUUUUGAGCCCGUCCCCUCUCUCUGCCUUGGAGCCCAGAGAACCAGCCACGCUGUCCAGGAGAAAUUCCUUGGGACCAGAUCUCUCCCUGCUGCAUUUCUCCAGGACCCCAGCUUCCUCCCCUCCCUUGGACCAUUCCUCCUCUUCUGGAAGUAUGGAGGAACUUAACAACUCCACUGGUCUCCAGAGCUCCUCGGUCAGUCAGACAAAGAGUACACAUGUUGCCGCCACAUUCACUGAUAGUGUCCCAAGGAUGCUCCGGUCUUUAACUCUCAGUCUGGGACCUACAAAUGAGACAAAGGGCUUUCCUGAGGACUCUAAGACUGCCACAACUUCAGCCUCAAUGCACUCUUCACUCUCUGCAGUGGAAUCGAGAAGGAACAGUCAAGUAACUGGGAAUUCAAGUGCUGAGGAAUCCAUUGAGCCCUCCCCAGAAAAUAAACUGGGACUUCCAUCUUCACAUUGGCAAAAUGAUUCCCCAACCUUGGGAGGACAUCAACCGGCCAGCAGCUCUGAGGCAGAAAAUGGAAGUGCUGUGUCUCAGACUGAGUCCAUGUCCGGGUCAGUCCCAUCCACCAAAAGUGGAGAGAGCACUGCACGCUGGUUCCUCACCAACAGCAGGACAUUUGCAGAUGCCACGGGAAGCUCUGCUUCGUAUCCCGAAGUUGUGAACACUUCCGUUUUGAGCCAGGUCUCGGACUCUGCUCCCCAGUCCAGAGGAAGUAGCACAGUGUUGGGUCAUAGCAGUUACUCAGAGUCAUUGUCCACGUCUUCUUCAGAAAGCCUGGAUUCUUCGGCACCACGUGGAGAACGUUCGACCCCAGAAGACAGCCGCGACGAUGACGACGACGUGGAGGACGGGACGCCCGGGGCUCCCCCUCGCAGCGCGUACACCUCGGCCACUCUGGCUGGAGUCGCGGAGCGCACGCUGCGGUCUCUCGCCGCCACCAACGCCAGCACCCGUGCCUCUUCGCCGGAGGUGGGGAGCUCUGCCGGACCGGACAGCGCCACUCCGCGCCAGAACGCCACAGAUGGCGCGGGCCUGGUCUCGCAGUCGCUGGCCGCCUCGCGCGCCCUCGGAGUCACUGGAAUUAGCUACAAUCAAGUGAGUGGCACGGACACUGAACAAAGGACUUCCAGUGGCCACACAGACCACACUUACAUUUCAUCUACUUUCACCAAAGGAGAACGGACAUUACUAUCCAUUACAGAUAACACUUCAUCCUCGGACAUCAGGGAGAGCUCGACCUCUUACGUAACGUCUUCACAUUCAGACUAUUCUUCCUCUUCUCAUGCUCAGACUGAAAGAAGUAACAUCUCAUCCUAUGAUGGGGGGUACACUCAGCCUUCCACUGAGUCACUGGUCAUGCGUACAUCCAACCUUCCAUCCUACACAUCCACCAUUAAUAUGCCAAACACUUUGGUUGUUCUAGACACUGAUGCUCCGUCGGUUGGUGACUCUUCUUCUUCUUCAGGGUCUCCUUUGCCUCUGCCCUCAGUGUCACAGUCCCACCAGUUGUUCUCAUCAGCCUUACCAUCAACCAGGGCCUCUGUGUACCUGCUGAAGUCUACUUCUGACGCAUCUCCACCUUGGUCUUCCUCACCCUCACCUUUGCUAACAUCCUUGGCAGUGUCUACCCCUGCCCCACUUUCUGUCUCACAAACAACCUUGACGCAUUCAUCUUCUUCCUCAGUCCUGCCCAGGGCAAGGGGGACUCCUUUGACUUCAGUUCAGAUGUCGACAGCGGCAGCCUCUGUGGCAACACUCCACAGUAGCCAGACAGCAGGCGCUAAGAACCAGAGCGCCUCACACCAAGAGAAAACUGUUACGGAGUCAAAGUCACUGAGCGUGGUGUCUCUGACCACCGAGCCCACCAAAGCUGUGACAGUGAGGUCUCCUUCGGAGGUCCCUUUACCUCCAGCCUUAACAGAGUCCUCCACAGAGCAAACCCUUCCAGCCACGAGCCCAACCUUAGCCCCCGUGUCUCCAGCUUUGACAGCCACUGCUCUCGAGAUCUCUCAACCUCCCGUGACCACUCCUGGCACCCCAUCAAGCACAGCAUCUCUGAUCACUGGCCCUGUAGCUGUGCAGACUACAGCUGGAGAGCAGUUCUUGCCGACCUAUCCUGAAAUCCUAGGGCCACAAAUCUCCACAGACAGCGCUGUCAGCACAAAGAGGAACCAAGUGCAUGUAGACACUACCACCGGAUCGAUCCCUCUGGCCAGUGUACUCACGUCAGCAGAAGAACCGACCACAAGGCUUGGCGUUAUAGAAGAGCAUAGCCCGGCUUCACAUUUCCUCAGAACGUCUCCUUCUCCCCAAACCACAGAUGUUUCCACGGCUGAAGUGUUGCCUCCUAAAUCUGCCACCUUUGCUGUUCAGAGCAGCACCUGGUCCCCCACAGCAUUGUCGUCUUUGGCCUCAGUCAGCAGCUGUGCCACCAACCCUUGUCUUCAUAACGGCCAAUGCAUCGUGGACCCUGCCAGUCGUGGCUACCGAUGUGUGUGCUCGCCUUCCUGGCAAGGGGACGACUGCAGUGUGGAUGUGAACGAAUGCCUCUCGAACCCCUGCCCGCCCCUGGCCAUGUGCAACAAUACUCAGGGAUCCUUUAUCUGCAGAUGCCCAGUUGGGUACCAGUUGGAAAAAGGAAUAUGCAAUUUGGUUAGAACCUUCGUGACAGAGUUUAAAUUAAAGAGAGCUUUUCUUAAUACUACCGUGGAAAAACAUUCAGAUCUACAUGAAGUUGAAAAAGAAAUCACCAAAACGUUAAAUGUGUGUUUUUCCACGUUACCUGGUUAUAUCCGAUCCACAGUUCAUGCUUCUAGGGAGUCCAACGUGGUGGCGAUCUCACUGCAAACAACCUUUUCCAUGGCCUCCAAUGUGACACUGUUUGACCUGGCUGAUGGGAUACAGAAAUGUGUCAACUCCUGCAGGUCCUCCGCUGAGAUCUGCCAGCUCCUGGGAUCUCAGAGACGGAUCUUCAGAGCGGGCAGCUUGUGCAAGCGGAAGAGCCCUGAGUGUGACAGAGAGACCUCCAUCUGCACCGACCUGGACGGCGUGGCCCUGUGCCAGUGCAAGUCGGGCUACUUCCAGUUCAACAAGAUGGACCACUCCUGCCGAGCGUGUGAAGAUGGAUAUAGGCUUGAAAAUGAAACCUGUAUGAGUUGCCCAUUCGGCCUUGGUGGUCUCAACUGUGGAAACCCCUAUCAGCUUAUCACCGUGGUGAUUGCAGCAGCAGGAGGAGGGCUUCUGCUUAUCCUGGGCAUUGCACUGAUAGUCACCUGCUGCAGAAAGAAUAAAAAUGAUAUAAGCAAACUCAUCUUCAAAAGUGGAGAUUUCCAAAUGUCCCCCUACGCUGAGUACCCCAAGAACCCACGCUCUCAAGACUGGGGCCGAGAAGCUAUUGAGAUGCACGAGAACGGAAGCACCAAAAACCUGCUCCAGAUGACGGAUGUGUAUUACUCGCCGACAAGUGUGAGGAAUCCUGAACUUGAACGAAAUGGACUCUACCCAGCCUACACUGGAUUGCCAGGAUCCCGGCAUUCAUGCAUCUUCCCCGGACAGUAUAACCCGUCUUUCAUCAGCGACGAGAGCAGAAGAAGAGACUACUUUUAAGUUCAGGAGAGAAAGGGGCCCAUUGCUCUGAGCAGUGACCAGGGACCUCGGUGGCUCAGAGGACUGCGCCAGGAGGCUGCUCCCAGGACUUGUCGGAGCACACUUGAGUGGCAAGCAGAAACGGGGACAGGUGUGAGGGACUUGGCCACAGUGGAGGGGACAGAUGGAUGUGGAACCGCAGGCUGCUCCUUUGGCACCUCCGUUGUUACUGUGAAUGUGAAUGUGGGCCAGUACCAAGAGAGUGUCUCUGAGUGACUGAACCAAGGCGCUGGCACCCGGCAACCAACAGCCAGGGCAGACCACUAGGUAUCACUGCAAGGACCCGCUUUUCCUUAGUUUGCACUUUAGUAAAUUGGGUAGAGAGGUUUCCUUUUGGAUUUGUUUCACAACUGUUCCAGAAAGAAGGCUUCCUUUCCUGAGACACUCCCAUAGGCCACAAUUUGGUGAUUGAUUUACAGCAAAAUAUCGGCUUAUUAGUUAUUUCCCUACCUGUGUGUCAAACAACAGAUGAUAAUGAACAUGCCACUAAGGUUUGAAGAGGCUGCCGCUGAACGUACAGUAUUUUAAUAUGUAUCUAGGUUGUCUCAUGCGACAGUUUCUAGGCCAACCCACAAAAUGAGAAAUUGAAAUUUGUGAGGCACAGCACACCACUCCAACUUAUUUUUUUUUUUAGUCAAGGUGACACAUUUAUUUAAGACUUUUUUUUCUAUUUGCAGUUAAAUCUCAUUUUUUCAAACAAGUCUGGAUUGGGGCAAAACAACUUACAUUCAGUUUUAGUUAGAUGCAUCCAGCUGCCCCGCAGUGAGGCCCAGCAGGCAGGUUGGCAGCUGGCACUGCAGACAGCGGUGCACUUUUCAUCCGAGAGGGCAUUGACUGGGGCGUGGGACCCUGGCCGCCAUCAUUGAAGCCAGAGGCUGCUGGGUAUGAAGUAGAAAUGUAAAGCUGAAUGCAGGAAGAGCAGCUUGAUGUAGUCCCUGCAGCUGCACGUGGCUAGAGGAAUAGGCUGAAUAGGCAAGUCAGAUUUCUUGCAUCACCAGUGCUUUGGGAAGCUGCCUGGAUGCUAAGGAAGAGGAGGGGGCUGAGAUAGAGCCGCAGGUGAGCCUGCCUACCUGCUAGUGCAGCAUCUCGUAUCCAUCAUCUCACUCACAGACUCCAUGCAAACUUUCAAUCACUCACAGCUAUUUAUUCGUUGAAGAAAUAACUUAUUUUUUCUCGCCCAGUCAUGUGUGCCGCUCUAUGCUACUGUGCAGUGCUCACCAGAAACAGAGUUAGAAUUCAAGUCAGCGUUGGAGAACACAGGACUCUGGCCAGUCAGAGAUCUGAGAGUUUGCCUUUGGGAAGGAAAUGCCACGCGUCUUAUUUAUGAUGCCUGUGACUUGGGUCCUGUGGAACCGUGUUCAUUCGCCUGCUUUUGGAACAGUGCAGUUUUGGAUGAAGUGAAGGGAAGACAGAGGUAAAAGGAUUGUCCUCACCCUGAAGCCGGGAGCUGUGGCACGUGCAUUUCUGGAAACGGUGCAGCCGUGGGGGACAAUUCUGCCCUGGGCAUGGCUGUUUCUUCAAGGUUCUCUAAUCUCUUCAAAACAUAUGUCAGUUCUCAUUCUUAUGCAAUUCUUGUCUCAUCGGUUUUAAAUAUGAACUUGUGUCCCAUGGUCUCCACAAGUCACCGUCACCCUGCUAUAGCAGGGGCACUGGUCAGGUGUGGUGCAUUUUAGUAGCUAAAUUACAUUCAUCUCAUGAGGUAAAUAUAAAAACAACUCUGUUUUUGUCAGCAGAUGCUAACUUAAAGUUUCAAAGCAUCACCUUUUUUAAAUCUUUGGUCUCACAUCUCUCUCUGUACAACCGACGGCCCCUUUGUGCCUCGCUGCCUUGCAUCUAAUGGAGAGCUCCAAGCUCCCACAUCCGCUCACCUGAGCCAGUGGACUGGGGUCCCUGGUGAGAUGGCCCUGCUUUGCGGCUCGGCCCUGCUCACCCCCGAGCCACAGCUGUGGGAAGAGCCAUGGAGGGAGGCUACCCCUGGCACACCCGUCCCUACCCUCAGCACACAUCGCAGCUGACGAGUCGUCUCCUCUGUCGGGCCCAGGGCUCUAAGCUCCACGAAAUGAGUGUUCUGUCUCAAAAGCAUUCUUGGGAAGGAUCCCAAAGUUCAGAAAAGAGUGUCUCAUAAGUUCCAAGAAUGCUUUCCUGUUCAUGAGUUGUGUCCAUAUGGAGUGGAUUAAGAGUGUUUUAUUUUGUUGCUGUCGUUGUUUUAACUGAGAAAAAGGGAGGCACCUGCAACGUCGGUUCACACAGUGACUGCUAUUUCCAGGAGGCCUAUGAGGGUGGGGAAAGCUGUAACGAGGCUUGAGAAAGGCAUGCCUGACCCAGUGCUCGCUGCCCGCCUUGGGCGAGGAAGGGAGAGGUUGGCUUCGCUCCCGCUCAGGGUUCCUGACGCCAGCAGGGUCCUGCCUGGGCCACGGGGAAACAGCUGGCAGCCCGUGGGCUGCAGAGCAGGACUGGACACCUGGACACACACCACAGGCAGUCUCUCCACUCGGACACAGUGUUCGUUGUCAGCCGGCACACCUGGAAUGGGUCGUUCAUGUGUGCAGAAGUGCCGUGGUCCAGCCGUGGGACCCUACAGCUGGGGGAAGGUGGGAGGAAGGGAAAGCCGUGUUGCCCACUAUCGAAGUGCCCAGGUGCCCUGUGACUCUGUUUAGCUUUGCCUGGAGAGGUAAAGCUGGACAGCCCACCUGCCCUUGGCUAAGUGUAACCUAAACACACUCCAAACUAGGGUUUCAAUCCAUAUUUCUAAAAUACACUGGCUUCAAGACUAGAGCACUUCUUUGCACAGAGGAAAAAUGCAAAGUUCAGUAGUUUGGUGUUUUAUAUUUUAUUUAAAAUUACCUUUAGUGUCAGCUGUUUUUUCUAUCUGAAAGCUUUUGUAGGUAUUAGGAAGGACAUUUCAUUUCCUUCUUGACAAAGUGUCAUUCUGAGGUUCUCACGAGUGUUUUUGGAAACAGAGAUAUGGUUUUAUAGUGUUUGCCUUUGGGUAUGUGUCCUUUUCUUCUUCUUCUUUUCUCAAAUUCCCAAGGAAGGGAACUGACUAAAAUAGUAGGAACAUUAAAGUAGUAAAUGCCAAUUAAUUUGUUGUACUAAAGUAUCUUCAAUAGUGUUAUACUCCAUCAUAUAUGGUGUAAACUGCUCACAGAAAGCCCAUGAAAACCAAAGGGAUCAUUUAGGUCUAAAAGAAGAUGGGAAAAAAAUAAAAAUAAAAGGAGAUCGGUCCCAGAUUGGCUUUGUCCCCUGGGCAUUUUCAAAGAGGACAUCUCAAGGAAUUUGCAUAAAAGAUUCUGGUUUUAUUUGAGAGGGGUUGUGGUAGACUUCAGUGUAGAGUUCUUGGCUAGGGUGGAUGGGAUAGGGCAGGGGUGGAUGGAGCCAGUUCUACCUGGGAAGCUAAUCCUAUUCACUCACCUUUCUGUAUUACCUUGGCCUGUUCCAAAAAGAAAAUGAUUGUUUCAUUGUGAGUUGCUCUAAGUUUUGUUAGUGUCUGUGUUGCUGGAUUUACAGUUAAAUGAAGCAUAUAGCUGGAAUAUGAACUUUUUGAGUUUUCACAUUGUCCUGGAUUUCUCUUUGUAAACCUCUAAACCUUAGCCCAUGGUGGAUUGUGUUAAAUCCAUUACGAGAAUGUUAUUUAAAGUUGUAUUAUAAUUGCAACCUCCACUAAUUAUUCAGUACUGUAGCAGCAAAGUAUUAUUUGUAAGAAUUUGGUUAUUUUUAUACUUAUAUCCACUAUAAGUCUGGCGUUCUAGUCAGUAAAAUGAUGCAAUAAAAUUAAUAUCAUUUUCA